AUGGCCUCUUCUCUCCCACCUUUCACUUAUCCCUCAUGGCCUCGCAUCCUUUGCUCCACUCUUCUUCCCCUUUCUCUUGUCGCCUCCUGUCUUGUCUGCCUAUCCAGAUUCCUCGAGCACAAUGCCUUCACUGGGCCCAUCCCACCACACCUGCUGGCUCUGCCCAACCUCUCUUAUCUUGAGCUGUCCUACAAUCAGUUCACAGGAGCCAUCCCCAGCACCUUCACUCGCCUCACUGAGAUGAACAGUCUCAUUAAGCUGGUUGCCUAUAUCUAUGUGUGUGUGCGGGCAUGCGCGUGCGUGCCCGGGCUUCACCUGGCCCUCACCCUGCUUCCUUUUUCUUCCCUCACCCUGCUUCCUUUUCCUUCCCUCACCCUGCUUCCUUUUCCUUCCCUCACCCUGCUUCCUUUUCCUUCCCUCACCCUGCUUCCUUUUCCUUCCCUCACCCUGCUUUCUUUUCCUUCCCUCACCCUGCUUCCUUUUCCUUCCCUCACCCUGCUUCCUUUUCCUUCCCUCACCCUGCUUCCUUUUCCUUCCCUCACCCUGCUUCCUUUUCCUUCCCUCAUCCUGCUUCCUUUUCCUUCCCUCAUCCUGCUUCCUUUUCCUUCCCUCACCCUGCUUCCUUUUCCUUCCCUCACCCUGCUUCCUUUUCCUUCCCUCACUCUGCUUCCUUUCACCUUGCUUUCCAUCGCUUCCCUUGGUCCACUUUGGCUGCCUGCAACAUCUGAGCUAGGACCCUCUCUCUUCUGUACUGGCUAUGCAGACUGA
This is a messenger RNA of Closterium sp. NIES-65, 768 nucleotides long. Lineage: Eukaryota; Viridiplantae; Streptophyta; Zygnematophyceae; Desmidiales; Closteriaceae. The record is from the annotation of a GenBank genome assembly.